GGACAGGAUGUUAAGUUGAUCAUCUAUAAAUAAGAGGUUUAAAAUCAUCGCCAGCGCAAAUCGAAGACAUCUAUGCCAGACGGCAUUUGUCAAGUUUCAAAACAUAAUAAAGUGAAAAGUGUCAUGAAGUUGCUUAUCAUUUUGCCAUUGGCUUUUGCGACCGCAGUUGCUCAACGGGGAUUUGGGGGUUUUAGUAGUUUUGGGCGCCCCGGGAAGAUCGUUGAUAGCUUCGCCGGUGGUCUCGAAGAUGGUAAGGUGGGUUAUUCCGCAGCUGAUCUUACAAGCGACCUAAAUGAAGGCCUAGGUGAAACCGCAAAUAUUCUAUCCAGCAUUCCGAAAAUACCAAACAUUGACAAUCUUCCACUUCCGGGCACGAUUACGGACUUUGCCGAUUUUAUUGCCAAAACUGGGAAGAAAUAUGCAUCAGAGGCCGAACAACAUCUUCGCGAGGGUAUUUUCAAAACUAAUCAACUUCUUGCUGAUACUCACAAUGAACUAUUCAAAGCCGGCAAAAGCGCUUUCGAGAUGGGGUUGAAUUUCUUGUCAGAUUUGAAACCGGAGGAGUUUUUGGCAGGUUUGAUGGGACGAAAGAGGAAUCCUAAGGGAGAAGCCAUGUUGAAAAACAGGCAAUCAGCGCCACCCCUAUCAGCGAUUGUACCAGACUCCUUUGAUUGGCGCGAGAAGGGAGCAGUAACCCCAGUUAAAUUUCAAGGAUUAACAUGCAAUUCUUGUUGGUCGUUUGCCGUUACUGGUUCAAUUGAAGGACACAUUUUCCGUAAAACAAACAAACUCAUUAGCUUGUCAGAGCAGAAUUUAAUUGAUUGUUCCGCCAAGAACGGAAACACCGGUUGCGGUGGUGGUUACCACGACUACGCUUACGAGUAUAUUAUUGCAAACCAGGGAAUCAGCAAAACUGAGCCUUAUCCUUACCUCGAGAAACAACAAGAAAAAUGCCAUUACCAAGAAGCUGAUCGAGGGGCCGAGAUUUCUGCAUAUUAUGACAUUCCACAUGGCAAUGAAACCUACAUCAAGAUAGUUGUCGCGACAUUAGGACCCGUAGCCGCUUCAGUGAAUGCUGACCUAGAUACCUUCAAAUUGUAUAAACAAGGAAUUUACGAAGAUGACAAUUGUAAAAGUGAGAAAGUGACCCAUGAGAUCCUGAUCGUUGGGUAUGGUUCGGAAAAGGGUAAAGACUAUUGGAUUAUUAAGAACUCCUGGACAGAUAAGUGGGGUGACAAUGGUUACAUGAAAAUACUACGUAAUAAAAACCUUUGUGGAAUUGCUUCUGAGGGUAGUUAUCCUGUAGUUUAAAUAGGGGAGAUAGGGGCAUGUACUAACAGUUUUUACCUUUUUAUUAACUUACUGAAAAUGUAUCUAUAUAGGUAGAGAUUUCUUUUUUUUCAUCUAACGUAGCGCUAACAACCGAAACAUGAUUUUUGAUCAAAGAAACGCAGAUGUUUUUUUAUACUUUAAACAGUAAAAAAUCUUUUUCUUACAAAAGUGUCUUUCUUAAUGGUUACCCUAAGUGUGGAGGGAGUUUUAACGUCCUAAGGAUAAGUUUUGAUAACUUUUGUUUAACGCUAGAAAUCGAAUAUGGAUAUUUUGUAAACACGAGUGCAAAAUAAAACUAAUCAACGUA
Messenger RNA from Hermetia illucens (black soldier fly), 1639 nucleotides. RefSeq names its product procathepsin L-like. NCBI's taxonomy places the organism in Eukaryota, Metazoa, Arthropoda, Insecta, Diptera, Stratiomyidae. The record is from RefSeq and is a predicted model, not a curated record. Bases 73 to 1311 code for a protein of 412 amino acids. Gene Ontology annotation, cellular component: lysosome. Gene Ontology annotation, molecular function: cysteine-type endopeptidase activity. The transcript is spliced from 5 exons.